CACUGUCCCGGCGAUGAUAUUUAUAACUUACUACGGUUAUCUGGAAUCCAUGGAAAAUCCGUUGUUCACUAGUGUCAGCACUGAACAGUUUCCCACGCACGAAUUACAUUUCCCAGGUGUAGCCAUCUGCAGCAUCAACCGAAUAAGUCGUCGAUCUGCCAUGGAAUUGGCAAGCGAAGUAGUCGCCGCGAAUAUCUCUGAUCGAUCACACGACCAAAUUCUGGACAUGAUCUUGCAACUGGGCGAUCUUUAUGACUCCGAGAUUAAAUUACAGACUCCAAAGCAGCGAAUCGAUCAACUUCUAGCCAUCUUAUACGGUGCAGCUUUCAAUAUCACUGAUGUAAUGAAACGCCUGACGCCAGACUGUGCCUCCAUGCUGUCGAAGUGUCGAUUUCACGACGAGGAACGGAACUGUACCGAAGUGUUCACGUUCCGCAAGACGCAAGACGGCUUCUGUUGCACCUUCAAUUAUGCCACUAAAGGAGACGACACGCCCUUGAGUAGCAUGAUUGAUCACCGAACAAUACCGGUAAAGGUGCAGAAUUUGACUGAGGUCGGAGGGUUGUCUGUGUUGUUGGAACCAUUUUUAGACGAUUACUUCUAUUCUAUCUUUCCCAGCGCAGGUUGGAGGGUAAGUUUCCAUUCGACUGUAUCUUCAUCUCACAUUUUCAAUUUGCUUCAACUUGCUCAAUUCUAUUACGUAGCUGAUAAAAUUCAAAUCUUUUAUCUUUUCAUCGAGUUUAACGUGACGAUCUUCAAUCCGUACGAUUACCCGGAUAUGACUAGCGGGGGCGUGAUCGACUUCCUCGUUUCACCGAAGAUACACCUGAGAAUGGAGGUACAGGCGAUCAUGUCUUACAGCGAGAGGGCUAUCAUACCUUACCCGUUGGAAACGCGAGACUGCGUAUUUCCAGAUGAGAUGACUCCCCUCCGUGCAUUCUACACGUACAGCGACUGCAUCGUCGAUUGCAAAAUCGAGGACAUGUUAAGAAUCUGCGGCUGUGUACCCUUCUUCUUGCCGAAUCGAGGGUCCAGGAAAGUCUGUGACUUGGGAGACGUGCCGUGUUUGUUGCAACACAAAUCUAAAUGGUUUUCCGUUAUACCGCACGAGAAUUUAUACGAAGACAAUGGCAUGGACAAAGAGAAGGUUCUGCUUUGUUAUAAGUGCUAUCCCGAAUGCAGUGCUGUCAAAUACACCGCGAAACAGUUUACCACUGUCUUGAGAUCAAAUCAGGACGUUGUCAAAUUACUGGGUGACACCAAGAUCGAGGAUCAUGCCGCUAUAACUAUAUUCUUUAAUAAGUUUGGUACAACGAGAUUAAGACAAGAUGUUAUCUUUCGUUGGUACGAACUUAUGGGUGACGCCGCUAGUAUUUGCGGCAUUUUCAUUGGUUUUAAUUUAAUCCUGAUCGUUGAGUUCGUCUAUUUCGUCGGGUGUUUCCUUAUCGAGCUCGUAAAGGGCCCGAGCAAAGGCAAGGAGGGGAUAAAAAUUAAACAAACACAGAUACAGACAAUUUAUUGGGGUUCGUUGUACUCAAACGUGAGAACGGUGGAGAACCAACGGAAUCGUAUUCACGGUAACACGCUUUUCGAUAAAACUUUUAUUCUCGUUUGUUCGUGUCAGUUGAAAAGCGUAUUUCAUGGAAAAACAAGAAUUGUUUAGAGACAGGAAACAUUCGAAUGAAAUUAUCUGGUAUGUACGUGUAGGUUCAUCUUGGACAAAGAGCG
Molecule: messenger RNA, 1728 nt
Organism: Ceratina calcarata
Lineage: Eukaryota; Metazoa; Arthropoda; Insecta; Hymenoptera; Apidae
Product: sodium channel protein Nach
Exons: 10
Coding region: 14-1663 (549 amino acids)
Biological process (GO): sodium ion transmembrane transport
Cellular component (GO): plasma membrane
Molecular function (GO): ligand-gated sodium channel activity
Source: RefSeq, a predicted model, not a curated record